AUGAUGAAUCAAUUAAACGAACAAUCUGUAUUAAUGCCUGUGUCUUAUGCCCGCGAUUACGAGUACAGCAUUCAAGUGAAUCGUUGGUUGUUAAAACCGAUCGGUGCCUGGCCCAAUCUCACGAAGGCCACAAGAACUGAAAAAUUACUCGUCAAAUUGUUAAACUUUAUCUGUCAUUCGCUGAUUAUUUUCACGGUGAUGCCAUGCAUAAUGUACAUUUUCUACGAAGACGAGAGUUUGAAGACAAGAAUGAAGGCAAUCGGGCCGACAAGCCAUUGGCUGAUGGGAGAAUUGAAUUAUUGUUGUCUAUUGAUGAGAGCAAAGGAGAUCGUCUAUUGCAUUGAACAUAUAAAAUAUGAUUGGAAAACAGUUCGAAGGGCUAGAGAUCGAGAAUUGAUGAUAAAGAACGCCAAACUUGGUCGUUUCAUCGCGUGCAUCGCCGCACUUUGCAUGCAUAGCGGAAUUAUGUCCUACACCGUGAUCACAGGUUUCAAAAAGAUAACAUUUCAAAUUGGAAAUGACAGCUAUUCGAUGUAUCGGUUACCUUGUCCAUUCUAUACGAACCUGUUAGAUGUUAGGUUCAGUCCCAUGAACGAGAUCGUAUUCGCUCUUCAGCUCCUCUCCGGAUUCAUCUCAACCUCGGUCACAGUUGGUGCUUGCGGACUGGCCGCCGUAUUAGCAAUGCACGCGUGUGGCCAGUUCAACGUGGUCAUGAUCAGGUCGGAUAAGUUGGUGAAGGAUAACAAUGAGAAGAAACAGGAUGAGCAAACGCUCCACAAGAAGCUUGGUUUUAUCGUUGAGCAUCAUCUACGAACAUUAAGUCUUGUAUGGUAUAUGGAAAAAGUUAUGAAUAUGAUUUGCUUGGUUGAAUUGGUGGGAUGCACAAUGAAUAUGUGUAUACUUAAAUAUUAUUUUCUCACGGAAAAAUCAAAGACAAUAUUAGGUAUAUACGCAAUCGUAUAUGCAUCUAUGGUCUUUAAUAUAUUUAUAUUUUGUUAUAUAGCAGAGAUAGUUACAGAACAGGGCAAAAAAGUGGGAGAAAAAUUUUAUAUGACUGAAUGGUAUCAAUUACCUCAUAAAACUGCUCUCGGGUUAGUAUUAAUCAUCUCAAGAUCGAGUAUGGUAAUUAAAAUCACUGCUGGAAAACUCAUACAAAUUUCUAUCGCGACUUUUGCUGCUGUCUUUAAAGCAUCUUUUGCGUAUCUUAACAUGAUCCGUACAAUUGCGAUGUGAAUGACAACGUAUAAAGUAUGCAAAUUCUAUUGUAGAUAUUUUACAUACCGAAAAGAGAAAAAAAAACUUAAACAUAAAUUUUCAAAGUAAACAUAAACAUUAUUAUCCAUGUUAUCACUAUAUGUGUUACUAUUACUAUAAAAGUUCAUAAUUCUUAGGUCAA
Molecule: messenger RNA, 1396 nt
Organism: Apis mellifera (honey bee)
Lineage: Eukaryota; Metazoa; Arthropoda; Insecta; Hymenoptera; Apidae
Gene: Or26
Product: odorant receptor 26
Exons: 5
Coding region: 1-1233 (410 amino acids)
Biological process (GO): detection of chemical stimulus involved in sensory perception of smell; sensory perception of smell
Cellular component (GO): plasma membrane
Molecular function (GO): olfactory receptor activity; odorant binding
Source: RefSeq, marked validated